This is a messenger RNA of Lathyrus sativus (Indian pea), 1101 nucleotides long. The record is from the annotation of a GenBank genome assembly. NCBI's taxonomy places the organism in Eukaryota, Viridiplantae, Streptophyta, Magnoliopsida, Fabales, Fabaceae.
AUGAUGGACAGAAACAAAGGUGUUGAAGCAUAUACCAAUCACAUGGACUGUUACUACUCUACUUCUGAUUUUCUUCCAUGUAAGAAACAUCCUUCUUCUUCUUCUUCUGGUGGUGGUGGUGGUAUUUGUGCUUACUGUCUUAAGGAGCGUUUGGUGAAGCUUGUAUGUUCAGAUUGUGGGGAACAAAGGCUUUCAUCUUGUUCUUGUUCUGAUGAGAUCACUUCAAAUAGAAACUCAUGUUCUGUUGAGGUGGGAAGUGUUGGCAGGGUUUCUUUUCUUAUUGAGAAUGAGAAGAAUCAGACAAACCUGAUACAGCAUUUGAGUUCCAAGGCCAAGAUGAAUGAGAAAGAAGAAGAGGUUGUGGUGCUGAGAAGAAGCAGCAGCAGCUGUGUUGAUAUAAAACGGCAUGGUUUUUGGAGAAUUGGGAAACUAUUUAGGAAGAACAAGAAGAAGGAUUGUGGGACAAGUGUUGUUGGGUUUGAUGACAACAAGAGUGAGAUGUGGAUGGUGGAUCAUCAUCCUCAUGGGGGUGUAUCAAGGUCAAGAUCUCUUUGCAGUUUCAGAGGUGGUGCUAUAUUUGGAUCUGAAGAUGGUGGUGAUUCAGUUUUAUCAGGUGCUAGAAGUUCCAUUUCUGCAGCUAGAAGCUCUGGUGUGAAUGGCGGUUUGAUGUUAGAAUCUGGUAGGAGAAGUGGUUACAGUGAAGCGGAGCCAAGAAGAAGUGAUUUCUUUUAUGAAUAUGAGAAUGGUAGAAAAAGUGGAGUAAUGGAAGUUGAUGGAAGCUACAUAAACAGACGUGUUUUUUCACUUAGAGAGAGUGAUUUCAAAGGCAUGGAUGAAUCUGGUUUUAUUGACUUGAAGCUUGAUUAUUCAUCAGAAUCUAAGCAGCAUGAUUUCAACAAUGCAAAGAUGGCUGAUAAUAAUAAUACACUCUCAGGUUCAGGUUUUGGAAGCAUAAAUGUUGGGGAUGGGGGUUCAUCUUGUAGGAUCAGUGUGAAUGACAGAGGAAUGAAAAGUGGAAGAAGAAAAAACAUCAAGGGUUGGAGAUGGAUUUUCAAAUAUCAUUCAAGGAAAAGAGAUCAAGACCUUAUGUUCAAAACCUGA